Molecule: messenger RNA, 1044 nt
Organism: Microtus ochrogaster (prairie vole)
Lineage: Eukaryota; Metazoa; Chordata; Mammalia; Rodentia; Cricetidae
Gene: Tmem236
Product: transmembrane protein 236
Source: RefSeq, a predicted model, not a curated record
AUGGUUUCUGGCAGAAAAAUUAAGCUGGUUUUUUUUGAGCUUCUUGAGUUUGCUGCCUUCUCCAUUCCUACCCUUGUGAUAAUGGAACAGUUUGCUGCUGCGUAUCAGAAAACAAGGAACGAAGCUGAAAGAACGCACUAUUGGCUCAUUGUUUCUUGUUCCAUUGCCUAUGUGGCUGCAGUGAGUCUCUUGAUCUGGGUUCCGAUAAAAGUUAUCUUAUUCAAGAAGCGGCAUCUUUACAAAAACAUUGUAGGAUGGAGACCUGUUCUGAUGAUGUGUGUGGUGCUCACCACUCUUCCCAGCUUCAGCUUUUCCAUAGCAGCCACCGAGAUUCAAAAGGAUGCCAACGGAACAGUUCCAGUUUUACCGACUGGUCCCUUCCUUGACCUGCCAGUGUCUCUGAUUCUAUUGUCCCUGAUCGUGGUUGAUAUUAUUGAGAGACUCAGGAUAUAUCCUCUAAGAGGGCGUCAAAUGAGUUAUGAAGACACAAACAUCUAUAUAACAUCUUUGCAGCAGAUAAAAACCGUGGCAGAACAGGUGGGACGCGGUAAUGAGAAUCCUGCACCUGCCCAGACAGCCAAGCCUACCAUGAUGUCCCUGCCUCACAACAACACGGGUGCACUGGCGGGGCCCAUAGAGCCCUACUUUGACUCUGGAUUCCGGAGGACGAUGUCUCACAGAGAUGUCCGGGCCGAGCUGUUUCUGAGAAGCUUCCUCACAUGGUCUGACACUAUAGAAAUGAUGCGUGUGGCUGGGCUCCCACCGGUGUACAAAUCGGGCUGGGUGUACCCGGUCUACAUAUUCAGUUUUAUAUCUCUCCUUCGAAUGGUCUUCACACCUAAGAACCCUCUUCUCGGCUUCCUGGGGGUCCUGCUGCAGGAUUUUCCCUUUAUUUUCCUUAGACUCAGCUUAAUCGUUACCCUGGGGACGAUCACGCCAGUACUGGGCCUUUGUAAAAACAUCCUAGUGACUAUCUCCUAUAUCUACUUCAAUCAUUUAACCAAGCUCAGGCCUUUCUCAGCCUUUGAAACCUCUCCGUUUUAA